Candida albicans SC5314 is the source of this 459-nucleotide messenger RNA. RefSeq lists its product as uncharacterized. Bases 1 to 459 code for a protein of 152 amino acids. The transcript has a single exon. The record is from RefSeq and is a predicted model, not a curated record. Lineage: Eukaryota; Fungi; Ascomycota; Pichiomycetes; Serinales; Debaryomycetaceae.
AUGUCUUUACGUGAACGAUUGAGAGAGGUGGAGGAAUCCCCAAACACAUACACACAUGUCCUACAAAAGGAUAUUGCUCGUGUUGAGACGUUUAUUAAGGAAUGUGACAAGGCAAUUGCCCAGCUAGACGAAUCCGCUCCAGUCGGUACACAAAUCAUUGCCCUCUACGAAAUACUUGGAGUUAUUCCCUACACCCCCGACAAAAACGAUACCAUCGGCACAGCAGCAACAACAGUGGUGCUACAAUCCAUGAUCAACCGCUACACCCCCCAAUCCACAACUCCUAUUGAUUUCCUGGAAAUAAUCGCCGACCUCAACCAUUUGCGUGCCAACAAACAAACUGCUCUUGCCGACUUACAGUCCCGCAACUUUGCCUCCCCACUACCCGAAAAACUCGCAGAAGCGAGGGAACUUGAAAAAUUGCUCAACUCUUAUAUAGCAAAAAUAAACAACCAAUAG